UGUCUGCUUUUCUCUCCCACAGAUGACAAACAUCAAGGAGAGGUCCAGAGUGCAGAGUCAUCUCCUGCUCAGAGGAAACACAGCGUCUACUCUCCACCCACCAUGAAAGGCAGAGAGCCCACAGACUGCUGUAGAGGCCACGGUGAGGACAGAGACAGCCUGCCUCCUACCAGACUGCCCCAGUCCCACACAGACACACUGACCCUAGCAGAUGAGCUAUCAGGGGAUCUGCCACGACUGGCAGACACACCAAGGCGCAAAGACACCCCCUACCAACACCAGCCUCCCUUUACUCCAGGGGUCAAGCUGUUCAAGAGCCAAUCAAAAGUAUCCUUCCCUGAGGAGGAGGAAGAGAAAGAGGAGGAGGGGGAGGAGAAAGAGGAGGAGGAAGACAAGCAGAAGAACUGGGAUCCAAAGUGAAGAGGAACACAAACUGUAGAUCCAUGUUUCUGAUGGUUAAAAGUUCAAACACAUGACUGGGUUAAGAACUCUUGGUUAGAAAUGUAUCUACACUUGAUCAGGUUAUCAUUUCUAACCUGAUAAUCCAUUUUAUUCAGCCUUGUAUUGUUGAGGUCAAGAAAGGACAAUUUAAUUAAUUUCUCUGUAUCUCAAACUCUUCUUUUAAGUCUUGGUUAUGUAUGGUUGAUUAUCGUUAUAUAUUGUAAUAAGAGAGUAUGUGGGGAAUAUCAACAGCAAUACUGACUGAUAUGCAGUUAACGUUCACUGGAAAUAUACAGAUUUUAGUUUUCAUUUUGUUAUAAAAGAAAAUAACAUCUACUUCUAUUUUUGGCAUCUCACAUUGUCAUCUCAUAAUGUAAAAGCACUUGCUGAUAUUUCACAUAUAUUUUUGUAGUAUUUUAUACUGAAACUGGGCUUUUGUGCAUACAGUAUAGCAGACUUGUGUACUACACUGAGGUACGAACAAAGACAUCCUGCAAACAAGGGUCUUUUCUGGAGUGUCUUAUGUCCUAAUAAAGUUACUCAUUUUAUGAACACUUGGCGAAACCUGUAUGUUUUUUCAUCAUUCAUUAUUGUACAAAAAUGACGAACAAAUGUCCUUUCAAAAGCCUCAUGGACACGUAAUAUAACAUCUAUUGCCAAACCCUCUCUUCUGAAUGGCAGGCAUCAUUAUUUUAGUAGGCUAAUUGUUAUCUCAGCAAAUGAAUUAUGGGAAGAUUUCAUAACACAAAAUAAAAAUAUGUACCCAUA
Salvelinus namaycush (lake trout) is the source of this 1209-nucleotide messenger RNA. RefSeq lists its product as uncharacterized. The transcript is spliced from 4 exons. NCBI's taxonomy places the organism in Eukaryota, Metazoa, Chordata, Actinopteri, Salmoniformes, Salmonidae. The coding region runs from base 103 to 420 and encodes 105 amino acids. The record is from RefSeq and is a predicted model, not a curated record.